Adineta ricciae is the source of this 2187-nucleotide messenger RNA. The record is from the annotation of a GenBank genome assembly. Lineage: Eukaryota; Metazoa; Rotifera; Eurotatoria; Adinetida; Adinetidae.
AUGGAUGCGAGAAAUCUAUUCCAUUGGCUUCGUGAGUAUGUAUACUAUUACAACGUCUUUAUACCCGAGGAAUAUGAUGAUGAUGGUGAUGAACAUCAUACGACACAGAAUCCAACAGCAGUUAUUAAAUAUCAACUAUAUGCUACUCGACUAUAUGUUCCUCUUCUUAUCAUGACCGUAUAUAUUCUCACCUUUAUUGUUGUAAUCUUCCCACCAACUCAACAGGUCAUUGUAACAAACAUAAAUCCAUCCUUGUUCGAACAACUCUAUGAACAACAUGGUGAAACGCUUCAUUGUUCAUGUUCGACAGCUAGUAUACCUUAUAAAGAUUUCGCUACAAACACAGUGGCAUUCCAUCCAUUAUGUUCGAGUGUUUAUGUUAGCAAAGAAUGGAUUGAAGCACUCUACUCACCAUAUGUCAGUGCUUACUUUGCGAUGGAUUUUCGAAAAAGUGCCAGUUCGCAGUUCGAGCUUCUCGCUGCAUUUUGUUUGAUUUGUAACGAGACAAUAUCUCAAUUACUAGCUGAUUUUAAUACUAGACAACUUAUUAGUCUUGAACUCCUGCGAGAUGAAGAUGUUCGAUUUCGCAUCAUGACGGAUGUGGAAAUCGUUAGAGCAAACGCACCUGUUGAAGUUGUUACAACGCUGCAUCUUCUUCAAAUAGCAAAUCAACAGAACUCAUUGAUCUCUGCUCUACGAAGCAAUAUAUUUGUUGGAGCAUACACUCGUAUGGGAAAGUUUGACCACUUAUAUGCUUCAACUACGUAUUACUGGGAUAAUAACAUCACGUUUCUGUAUGAAACUCACAACAUGAAUUGCUACGCAAAAAGCUACAUCACUUUGGCUGGAUUAUAUCCGUACACACCAUUUUACAGUGCUGUGAACAGUCUGUAUUGGCCUGUUAACCCUCCAGACUUUGAACCAAAACCUUCUGCAAUAGUCGAUGGAUUCUUUGGUGGGUGUAACGUGAUUGAUGCUGUACUUGCAAGUACACUUGAUUGCUUGUACAAUACUACUUGUCUCAGUAUCUUUAUCGAUUACUUUCCCAAUCUCAAUCAACUCGAAUCGACUUGGUCCAAUGGCCUUCAAUUUUCAAGUCGAUUAAGAGUUUCCAUCGAUAAACUUUUGACUGAGCUCUUCGUCGAACAAUGGUCGUCCUCAGUCAACUAUUCACAAUAUUUUGCUGCAUGCGCUUCAACUACGUGUACAUAUACUGGAAUCAAUCACAUCAAUAUUUCCUAUACAAUUACUCUCCUACUUGGUCUCUAUGGUGGACUUGUCAUCCUGCUUCGCUUGGCAGCGCCUUUGCUAAUUAACGUAUUCUUCACAUUAAAAUCGCGUUCGACGAAUACUACUUGUAGUUCUGAAGACCUUAUGGCAAACAUUGUCAGAUCUGUUAGAUAUAUACAAUGUUUGAAUUUGUUCAAAUCAAUCAAUCAUCGAACGGCGGCCGAUCUUAAAAUGCAAAGGAUCACGACACGCGUAUAUUUUAUUUUACUUGCAACGGCCAUAUGUAUUUUAAUACUGUUUACAUCGUUGAAUACUCAAACAAUUAUCAACACCAUACCUAAUCCUUCGUUGGCAACAUACAAAAAUCUAUCAACUUCGUAUUCUAACUUGCUUCAAUGUCCUUGUUCCAAUAUCGCAAUCUCAUACCAAACACUGAUGAAUUUCACACCAACUUUCCACCAACUGUGCUCUAGCGAUUUUCUCUCCGAUGCUUGGAUUCAGUCUAUGUCAUGGAUUGAAUACCUAUACAUUGGUGCUCUUAUAUACUCUUGGUUUGGUUUCAGUAGUCGGCAUUUCCGUUUGCUGUCAACUCUUUGUCAAUUAAGUAACGAUACCGUCAAACAUGCCAUCGAUAACUUUGGCAUACAAAAAUUAGCUACGAUCGAUGUCAUCACAGAAGCUAAUUUUACCGCGCAAUUAAAUAGCACACUCAACCAAUUUCAACAAACGCUUGCGAUCAACUUUAACCUUCUCAUUAACAGCAUCCAACUUCUCAUGCAGACGGACCAACCAUAUACACGAAGCGACAAUGCACCAUUAGUUGCUCCNUUGCAUGCGCUUCAACUACGUGUACAUAUACUGGAAUCAAUCACAUCAAUAUUUCCUAUACAAUUACUCUCCUACUUGGUCUCUAUGGUGGACUUGUCAUCCUGCUUCGCUUGGCAGCGCCUUUGCUAA